Molecule: messenger RNA, 3772 nt
Organism: Ectocarpus siliculosus
Lineage: Eukaryota; Phaeophyceae; Ectocarpales; Ectocarpaceae
Source: the annotation of a GenBank genome assembly
AUGUCGAUGACGCCCUCUCCGUCCGCGAUACCAACAAGCGAUAUGACUACGCCAGCGCCAGAGCCCCCGCUCAUCAACGAACUCGUGGGUGCUAGCUCAAAUGGAACGACGGCGAACACCGAGAUCUCGAGCCAAGGGCUCAGCGAAUUCCUGACCACGCUCCUCCUGAGCGCGGUCCUCGGUCUCGGCCUGUGGCUGCUGUUCGAGAUCAAGCGGAACAAGCGGAGCGUCUACGCGCCUCGUCCCGCCAAGCUGCCGCACCGCGCCCCGCCCGCGCUGGUUUACGGCCCGCUUCGGUGGGUGGGGACGGGGGCCACGCUCCCCGGUUCCGACCCCUUCCCCUUGGCAGGUAUGGACGCCUACUGCCUGCUGCGGUUCAUCUACCUUUGCCUACGGAUCUGUCUCUUCUCGUCCUUCUGGGGCAUGCUCGUGCUGACGCCCGUGUACGUCCUGGAUGGCUCAGAGGCGGUGAACACGAUCUACUACGUCACGCUGGCUAACGUCCCGUCGGGCAGCAACACUCUGUGGGUGACAGUGGUUUUCGCCUACCUGUUCACCUGGCACGCUCUGUACGUGCUGCGAGGAGAGCACCAGGCGUUUGCAGAGAUGCGGGAGGAGUUCCUCACCAAGGGGGAUCCGGACUUCGCCACGCAAACCCGGUACACCACUAAGGUGGAGAACGUGCCCGCCGAGCUUCGAUCUGCGGUGGCUCUAGAAGCGUACUUCGAAGACCUGUUUCCAGGGUGCAUUCACAGCGCGGUGAUGUGCCUCAACAUGCCCAACCUGGAGGCCAAGGUGGAGAGGAGGGAGGUCGUCGCCGACUGGCUCGAGAAGACGCGGUCCCUCCAGCUCUUGACCGGAAAAGUGGUUCAGCACAAAAAUCGACGCUUCCCUGGCGACUGCUGCGGGUCCGCUUCUGGGAUGUCGGAAGCAGAAUACCUUGCGGGAGAGCUGGCAAAGCUCAACGAAGAGAUCGAAAAGGAGCAGAAGGCGUUCCUCCAGGCGGCGCAACGGCUCAACUCCAUGGACGACCGCCUCAUGCGCGCGGCCAGCGUAGCCCGUAAGAUGAAAGGCAAGGAAGGAGGUGGACGGGAAGAGGAGGAGGGUGCAGCAGCGUCGUCCGAACGGCCGGAGAGCAAGGCGGCGUCUGUGGAUCAGAUCGACUUUUUCUUAAGGGCCAAGUCGCAGAAAGAGUCUCAGUGGGCCAUGCAGGAAGUGGACGACGUUUCGGACGUGUCGCCUUCCUCGCGAAGGGUCGACGAGGGGCGGACGGGGUCGUCGAGCCUGGACGUCGAGGGGGGGGGCGCCGCCGAAUCAGCAAGCGGCAUCGAAGAGGAGCUGGAGGCGAGGAGGAGACGUUCCAAGAACCGUUCUCCGAGCUCCGGCGGCGACGAGCUUAAGCCCGGCCCUCGCCCCGGAGUCACGUCCGCCUUGGACACGGACCAGCCGCUUGCCGGCGGGGCGGCGGGCCUGAUCGAGGCCGCUCCUGACAUGGCGAAGGAAGCGCUGUCUUCCCUCGCGUCCGUGGGCAACUCCGCCUUCAACACCACCAGGAGGGUCGCUCGCGGUGUCCUGUACCUCACCCUAGGCCAGCGCAUGAGUACCACCGGCUUCGUCACCUUCCGGCAAAUGGCGGCUUGCGCGGCUUCUAGACAGGUGCUGCUGGCGCCUCGGCCAGACUGGUGCGACUGCGAGCCUGCGCCGGACCCGCGAGACGUGGUGUGGAAGAACAUCGCGGUGCCCCAACCCCAGAACGACCUGAGACAGAACGUGGCUGCCUGGUUGGUGGCCGCGGGGGCCAUCUUCUGGUCUUUCCCGGUCCUGCUUAUCCAACUCUGGGCAUCUUACAGCGAGCUCGAGAAGAUCUUCCCGGUACUGGCCGACCUUGACCCGGACAGCUUCCUGUACUACGUGAUUGCGGGCUAUCUUCCGGUCGUCCUCCUGCUGCUGCUGAUGCUUUUGCUACCGUUCCUUUUCCAGGCCUUGGCCUACCGGUACGAGCGUCGCAAGUCUCACAGCGAGGUGCAGCAGUCGAUUCUGACGCGCUACUUCACGUAUCAGGUUGCGAACAUCUACGUUACCGUAGCGUCCGGAUCCAUCAUCUCGGCCCUCCAGGAGAUCCUCGACGACCCCGCCUCGGUGCUGAACAUCCUCGGCGAGACUUUCCCCGCCGUGGCGGUGUACUUCUUGGAUGUGAUCGUCGUCAAGAUUUUCGUCGGGCUACCGUUUGAGCUCCUUCGAGGGUGGCCUCUGAUUCGGGUGCUGUGGUCGCAGCGAUGCACCAACCGGGACUUUGCCACGGAGAGAGAGAUCAGAACUGGUCCCUUCGGCCCGGCGGAGCUCUUGUAUGGAUGGGUGUACCCGACCCUCCUACUGGUGCUUGUGGUCUGCUUCGUCUACGCUGUGAUCAGCCCCUUCAUCAUGCCCGCGGGCGCUCUUUUCUUCGCCUUGGCCUACCUUGUCUACAAGUACCAGGCCCUGUACGUGUACGUUCCCAAGUACGAGAGCGGCGGAGUCUUCUGGUUCAGCGUUUACCCGCGAGUGCUCAUUGGACUGGCACUUGCUCAGCUUACGCUAGCGGGGUACGUCUACGUCCGAGCGGGGUUCACCCAAGCCUCGCUGAUCUUACCGCUGCCAGUGUUCAUUUACUGGUACGGCUACAGGAGCUUCAAAAGGUAUCUCGGCCCCGCUGAAAGCAUCUCGAUGGAGACCGCUGCGAGGAUCGACAGGCGAGGAGCGUCGGCCAUGGCCGCGGCGGUCAAGGCUGCCGCCGAGGGCCGCAGGAGGAGGCACUGGGAGGACAGUGGCAGGCAGGAUGGCGACGAUGAGGAGGGCGAUGAGGACGACGGGGUCAACCCAGACGAGUUCGAGCCUCUCCUGUACGCGCAGCUGGCGCUCACGUCUCCCUCGGUGGAACCCAGCGAUUGCAGCCCCCCUGACCCGGAGGCACGAAGAACUCGCGCGGGUUCCGGGGCUCCCUCGAGCUUGGAGGGCGCGGGGGAAGCUUCCUCGGGGUUACCAAGCCCGGCGGCGCUCGCCUCUCUCCAAGCACCGCUCCUCGGAUCGAGGGCUGCGGCGGCCAGGGUCGCGGCGAGCGACGAUCGCUCGUCGAGCGCUGACUACGUAGAGGUCUAGGAGUGAUAGCGUGGGCAAUGAUGCAUGGGCUGGAUGUUUUGGGAGGGGUGACGUGACCCCGAGGGAGCGUGAUUUAGGCUCUACGGUGCGGAUGGAAAACAAGGCACAUGUCGAUGCCAAAAGCAACGGUCGACAUCCAGCACUGCUAAAUACAUCGGGCUUCUCUGUAUCGCCAUCGCGGCGAACAACAGUUGCUGUGCCAAACCCUGGCAGCACGUAAGAGAUAUGGGGCAGACAUGAUGACGGGUGUGUGUUUUUGUCUCAGUAGACCGGAAGAAAAUGUUAUAUGUUUACUCCCUGGAUGUAGACACGGCGGGGCUCGCGUGGAUACUGUUUGUUGUUUCCUUUCGAUAUGACGGGUGCUGUGUUAUCGUUUCUUUUGGGUGUGACGGGUGUUGUUGUAUUGAUUUCUUCGGACGUGACAAGGUGAAUACCCCAACGUCUCUGGAACGUUUGGAUAUCUCUACAGUAUCUUUCUGGACGACGUGGAAGACGGCAUGCAAGGAAAAAAUCGCAAAUGAAGACGCCGGUCCACGGAGUAAUUGCCAAUCAAACACCAGAUUGGGGUGUUCGUUGUGAGCAUAGUUGAUCGCUGAUCGGCGCAGGUUCCACUGCAGGAAAUGAGAUGUUUUUUCGG